UUUUUAAAAUAGCCUUUAGCUUAUCAUGUAUGUCUCAUGCUUGCAAUGUUGAAUAUAUUCACCUAAAUACUGAAUUUUCUGCUUUUAGUGCUUUUACUUCUCAAGGCUUUGCUAUUUGCAAUAAAAAAUAUGAAAUCAGUUAGUUAAAAAAACUGGAAUGAAUAAAACGUAUUGGGUUAAAAUGUGAACUUAAGAAAAUAAUACGGACGUUACUGUCCAAUUAGUGUUGGACAAAACUUACGUAAAAUUAUUGAGUUUUUUAACCCAAUGGGCAAUUUUUACCAUUUUAAUGGCUCAAGCCAGAGCUUAAACGUAAAACUAAUAAAUAGGGCAUUUCCGUACAUAUUUUUCAACUUUAAUCUAGUUACUUAUAUCACAUUAUAGACAAUGAAUUAAUGAAAAUCGAAUAAGGUAUUUUAUUAAUCUGAUCUGAAACAGGCACCACACUUUUACCAGUUCUUAUCAUAAUCUCCUAGUGGCAUACUUUCGAGGAAUUCAGUAGCUUUGAAAUAAUGUUGUCCAGUUUUAGCAGCUUUUAAAUACCUAAGUGAACAGCCGGCUUAAAAUAUAAUUUGCGCAUUUUUGAAUUCCUGCUUGCCUUUACGUACUAUUAAUUUUGGCAUUAGUAAAAUCUUGAUUGCUUAUUGUGAAUUGAGUCGAAUAUUUGAACAAUGCAUCAUACUCGAAAUAAUCAGUCAAGACUGCCUAUAGCAAGUCUGUAUAAACUUGUAUAAUCCUGCAAAAAAACUUGAUUUCAGAGAUACAGAGAAAUAUAUUUUGCACGAAUAUUUAAAAAAAUAUAUUAUCGAUUCAUCAUAAUCUAGUUUUUACUGAUUAAGUCUAAAAUAGGGGUCAACCAUCAGCCAUAAGAACUAGUUACGAACAAAACUCAUCCAGGACCUGACAUCAUCAAAAGAAAAAGUAUUCUGGGAUUGGCAAAAAGUUCAUUUCUGAAGAUGUUUUUUUUCAAACUCUUACACUUGACGAUUGUUAUCUGUUACAUUUACUGAAAUCGAACGAUCUUUUUCAAGCUCUGAUACCAAAGACUUAAUUUUCCAAUGUCAAGUUUAAAAUGCCUCAGUGUGCUGUAGUGGGUUGCAAUAACACCCAUCGAAGGACUAAAGGAGGAUCGGUAAAGUACCAUCGAUUUCCAGGGGAUUCGGUUAUUCGCCAUCAAUGGUUGAAAGCGUGUGGAAAAAGCGUAAAUAACUGUGCAACUGCUCGGAUAUGCUCCAGACAUUUUAGUGAGGCAUCAUACGAACGGGACGUGCAACAUGAAAUUUUGGGUUUGCCAACACGAUCUCGCCUAAAACGCGGUGCUCUUCCAGAUCAGAAUCUUCCAAACGACUUUCUAAACGAGGAGGCACAACCGGAAAGUGCUAUAGAUAUUUUAUUAGCAGUGGGUCUUGUACCGGCAAACAAAAGUAAUAGUAAUAACGGAGGACUUCCAGAAGAUCUCAAUAAAAUGCAGAUCAUGGAAGACGUAAGGGAGGGAUGCGAUACAAACCCUCCCUCUUCGCCUGGCCAUGCUGAGCAAGGGGAAGACAGUAGUCCACUACAGGAAAUUAAAAAGGAUGCAACUCUAUCAAAUGGCUUAGUAAAAGCGGAUAUCAAAAGCGAAAUAGAACUUUCAGAAGUAAUCAAACAGGAGCAAUUUGAGAAGCGAAGUAACGAUGAAAUGAACGAUAAAGAAGAGGAAAACAGUAGCCACAGUAUCAACUCAGAGAACAAUGAAAAGCGUAAACUGGAUCAGGAACAUACCUCAAUCAAAAGACUCAAAACCGAACCAGAAGACAGUUUCAUUGCACGAGAUAAAAUUAUAGUUGAAUUCAUGGAAUUAGCUGAAUGCAAUAACCUGGACCAGAUACAAAAUUUGAGCGAUCAAAUAUUUUCGGAAAUUAAGGCCCUUAACGACUUAGCCCGAGACAAGGAAAGAGAAUGGAAUCAACUUCUACACAUGAAAAAAUUAAAAGAAGAGCUUCUGAUAAGACUGCAACGAAAAAGACAGGUGUUGAUAAUAAACGACAGCGAUCUUAAUGACUUCCAACCAGAAAACAAUGGACAGCAAAGUCUGUUGAAGUGCAAUCAAAAAGUAAACAUGUUAAGAGAGCUCCGAGCAGCUAAUAUUGAAAAACUCAAACAAAGAAACAUGUUGCAAUCGACUUACAAACAGAAACCCAUGUUGGAUGUUCAGUCUAUUAUAGCUGAUUACAGGCAAAGACACCCGGAAACAGUACCCAGAAGAGGUAGGCGAAUAAGAAAUUCACAAAGUCACGGUAAAACCAGUAUUUUGGGCUUUUCAGGUGGUAGUCUAACUAUUGGACAAUCAUCAGGAAUGGAUAACCACGAAUCAGGGUUAUCCGGUUCAUUAAAUGGAAGUCAAGAGGAUUCGCGCUCCUCACUCUUGAAUUCCUGCUAUCGACAAUGUGAUGAGAUUAAAUCUUACAAAGAUGUUUUGCUUCAGUUUGCCAAACUGUCGCAAUCUGAAAAGUCAGAACUACAAAAUCAGAUGCAUAACAUAAAGCCUCCACCGCCAUAUCCGGAGGUAACCGUACAUCCAGUUACCAGUACUAGUUCGGUGACGCCCUCCAACUCUCUGCUACAUGGCAUUUUAACCAAGGCGCCUGUGAAGCAAAAUCAUUCAAAUGGAAAUAGCAAUACUCCAGUUAAUGGAAAAUCGUCAUUCAGCCCCACCUUGGCUCGGUUGCUUACCGCUCCAGAAAAAGCAGCAAUCCAAUCCUCAACCUCCAAUAUGCUGGGAGGAAGUUUACUGAAUGCCUCAAAUAUGUCAAUUUCGGACAUCUUUUCUGGAAGCAAGGUACGAAAUGAAAUUACAAUUACACCAUUGGGAGGUCAGUUUGAAACGGAAACAAAAAGAGAAUUGAUAGAUGAAGAUGAGCAAACCGAUCGGCUUGUAAUCGACGAAGCCCUCGAUAACUCAAGCACGCGAAUCAAGGAAGAUAACAGAUCAGAAGAUGGUGAAGAAGUUCCACAAUGCCAAGGUUGUAAUCAGCAACCAGCCCAAUUUGUUUGUGCUGGAUGCGGAAAUCAGUGGUACUGUAGUCGCGAUUGCCAGGCGGGAAGAAUUGGUGUUUUUGGCGGAAGCAUAGAAUUUACAGGAGCGCCCUACUUUUCUUCAAUUGCAGCAUUAAAAGUGGGGGCCGACUUGAGUUAUGUUUUUACCAUAAAAGACGCCGCAUUUGUAAUAAAAUCUUACAGUCCCGAAUUGAUGGUGUUGCCAUUUUUAGAUGAUCCAGAUGCAAUUAAAAAGAUCAACCCUUGGAUUGAUCGAUUGCAUGUAGCAUUGUUGGGUCCUGGACUAGGUCGGUUAGAAGCAACUCAAAAAGUUUUUGAGGAAAUUAUUGACCUGUGCAGGAUUAAAAACAUCCCCUUACUAAUCGAUGCUGAUGGCUUGUUUUUUAUCGCUCAAAACCCAGACAUCAUAAAAGACUAUCCUAGGCCUGUUAUUCUAACACCCAACAAAAUGGAAUUUAGAAGAAUAGUGGGUGAAAGCGUAAACGGCCUAUUGCCUAAAGUAGACCAAGCUAAACAAUUCUUGGAAAGAGUUGGACCAAAUGUUACCAUAUUUUGCAAGGACGCUGUGGAUGAAAUCGUUACAUUAGGGAAAAGUAUUCAGAUAAGUGGAGGUGGUUCCGGUAGAAGGUGUGGAGGUCAAGGCGAUAUGUUGGGAGGAACCAUGUCAACGUUUUUAGUUUGGGCUUUAGAAAAAAACUGGCAACCAGCGGUUGCAUGUUACGCUGCAAGCAAAUUAACCAGAGACUGCAAUUCAAAAGGUUUUGCUAAAUACGGUAGAAGUAUGGUGGUUACCGAUAUGAUCCAUGAACUACCCGGCGUAUUUAGAGAGAAUUUCGAGCUCAAGGAAUAAGCUAACAUUUUACCAUUAAAAGAAACAUGGCCUGAUUAAGAAAAAAAUAUUUGCAUUACUAAAGUUGCUGUUUAGUCAAAGCAUUUUAAAGCAAUAUAUUUUGUUAUAAUUGAA
Messenger RNA from Dendroctonus ponderosae (mountain pine beetle), 4000 nucleotides. RefSeq lists its product as uncharacterized. The coding region runs from base 1073 to 3886 and encodes 937 amino acids. The record is from RefSeq and is a predicted model, not a curated record. NCBI's taxonomy places the organism in Eukaryota, Metazoa, Arthropoda, Insecta, Coleoptera, Curculionidae. The transcript is spliced from 14 exons. Gene Ontology annotation, molecular function: ATP-dependent NAD(P)H-hydrate dehydratase activity. Gene Ontology annotation, biological process: metabolite repair.